Molecule: messenger RNA, 1900 nt
Organism: Brassicogethes aeneus
Lineage: Eukaryota; Metazoa; Arthropoda; Insecta; Coleoptera; Nitidulidae
Source: the annotation of a GenBank genome assembly
UGAGAGUGAAGAGUUUAAUGCUGGUGCGGCUUUUGUAUACAACACGAGGAUUUACCAUAAACUUUCUUAUUCGGUUUUUUAGUGUGCACGGUGUGUAUGAAGAUCUUUAAAUCAGAAUUAAAAUGAAGGUCACGUUCCUGUUGAUGUGCUCUUGUGGAUUGGUGCUUCUUUCAGCAAAAAAGGUUUGGUCUGGCGCCGUAAACGCACCUCUCGAUUUAAUUACGUUUGACGACCUAUCGCCCGGCGAUAGAAAGCAAUUAGAAUAUCUGAACGGACGUGAAAAACGGUCCGGCAGCUCGGACAUACUGACGUCAAUUAAAAAUGCGAUCGGACAGGGAAUUAAAAAGAAAAUCGGUCAGAUUGCCAAAAGCUCAGCAGGCGCGUCUGCACACUUUAGCAGCAGCAGCAGCGGAAGCGGUGGCCAUGAUCACGGGCAUGGAGGACACGAUUACCAUGUACCAGAGACUUAUGACCACAAAUCGUUCGAUUUUUGGUCGCUUAAAAAAUCGAUUUUAAACACUUUGCUACAAGCAGUAAAAGCAAUCAAGGGCGGUGUGAUAGCCAUUAAGGGUCAACUGAUAAAAGGAAGCGGUUACCUAAUAUCUGCGAAGGGUAAACUCAUUAGCACCAAAGGUGAAUCCAUCACGAAUCUCGGCAAGAAUAUCGCCUCGUCAGCCAUCUUAAUACCGCAUCCUUCUACAACUGGACAUGCUGGACACACUGGGCAUUCUGGACAAGGAUACGCUGAAUAUGGACACCCAUAUCCACCCAGUGGUCAUCAUGAUUACCAUGGAUCUCCAUCAGCUCCUGAAGCUGAUUACGAAGCACCAAAUAGCUACCAAUCAUCACAACAAGAAGACCAUCAUCACGGACAUUCAGGACAUUCUGGACUUCUAGUACUUAAGAAAAUACCCCAUGACGGUAGAGAGUUUAGCGCAUCACACGAUUUACCUGUCAAAGUACCCAGUUUUAAACCUAUAGAAACCGCAGGUCCUAGUUUCGCCACAAUUUUCGGCAAAUUCUUUAAGGCUUCCACAUCCUUGGACCCACACCAACCUGUUGGUUUUGGAGACAGUGCUCCUGCGGCUACCAUAGAGACCGAAUCUCAUGUUUACCACGAUUCUGAACCAGUUCAGCCUACUGGCGCAGGUGUUAAGAUACCUUCAACCAAUUAUGGUACUCCUUUUGAAGAAGAACCCCAUUUUCUUAACGAAUAUUCAGCGGCCUCCCAAAAACGUCCUGUAGUGGUAAAACAUCCUAAUUCUUUGAUUACUAAUCCUACUUUCCCAAGUAAGCAACAAAGCAAACCCUUGGAAGAUUUAAAAGGUCCCCAUCCAACAGCUAGUGCUUUGAAAAUUAAUAAUUAUUUGGGCAAUUUAAAACAACUAAAUGUUCCUCCAUCAACAGGAGCAUCUCAACAAAACUUUUACACUCUUAAUAUGGAUACUUUUCCACCAUUUCCUGAAGAGCUAACACCAGAAUUGCUGGAAAUGUAUAAUAAACCCAAUGAACCUGCUCCUGUUAGGCCUUCUGUAAAUAGUUUUCUUCCAACUCCGCUGGGCAAUGACAAUCUUCCUACUGCUUCGACGUUAUUUAGACAAAAAAGACCAACACAUAAUUUAACAAAACCCACCGUACUUACACAACAACCUUUUGAUGUAGUUAGAUCAAUUUCUUUUGAACUUGGACCUAAUGGACCUAAACGACUGACUCGUCGCCAAACAUGACGUACUACACCGAGGAACCUACACGUACUACGAUCACCAGUAUGAUCCAUUUUACUGAAGUUAAAAAAUAUUAAAGUGAUGUUGUAAAUAUUUAUUUUUUUACCUUCUUGUAAAUAGCAUGUAGUUUAAUUAUAGAUAAGCCAUAAUGCUUAAUUAAUUUUAGGUUAUCAAAG